AUGUACACGGACCUGCUCGACACCGUUCUAGUCAACCCUAAGAACGCGACGGUGCAAGAAAACAACAUUGGCCCCAAGGCAGCCGAACCGCGAGGGGCAGCGACGGCGAUGAAAGGUCGGGGGCACGAGGUCUCGGGCGUGGCGAGCGAGGCGGAUGAGGAAGCAAAAUGUCCCGUCGACCACAAAACUCGCGAGUUGUGGUUACAGCAAGCUCAGAGAGAGCGAGCAUCACAGGCGGCAACACCCUCAGCACCACAAAAUCUGCAAACAACAAGCACAAUACCAUCCCGACAACCUGCUUCUUCCUGGUCGUCAUGGCUUCGCCUGCCCUCUUUCUCGCGACAACCGCAAUCCGAAGCUCCGUCAACGGCCCAGCAACCGCCGCGCCCACAAUCACGCCUCGACGAAUCCCGCGAAAUCUCGAGCAUCCCCCGCACCUCCGACCCCGGCCCAGCCGCAUGUCCCGCCAACGAUGAACAAGAGACCGGGGCCUCGUCGACUGGCCAUUGGGUAUACCCCUCCGAGAAACAAUUCUUUGAAGCCAUGAAGCGCAAGGGUCACGAGGCGGCGGCCGCAGACAUGAGGACGGUGGUGCCCAUCCACAACGCCGUCAACGAGCGAGCGUGGGCCGAGAUCCUCAAGUGGGAGGCACCAUACGUGGAGCCCGUUGCGAAAGGCGGCUGUGGCGGACCGAAAUUGCACAGCUUCGCCGGCUUGGGCAGCGCAACCAUGAGUCCCAAGGCGAGGAUCAACACGCUGCUCGGCUAUACGGCGCCUUUCGACCGGCACGACUGGGUUAUCGACCGGUGUGGGACCCAAGUGGAAUAUGUCAUCGACUUUUACUCGGGCCGGAAUGACGGGCCUGGCAAGGGAAAGCUCAACUUCUAUCUAGAUGUGCGGCCCAAGCUGAACACAUGGGAGGGCGUUAAGAUGCGGGCUAUGCGGGCUGUUGGGUUCUCAUGA
Molecule: messenger RNA, 963 nt
Organism: Chaetomium globosum CBS 148.51
Lineage: Eukaryota; Fungi; Ascomycota; Sordariomycetes; Sordariales; Chaetomiaceae
Exons: 1
Coding region: 1-963 (320 amino acids)
Biological process (GO): cytochrome c-heme linkage
Cellular component (GO): mitochondrion
Molecular function (GO): holocytochrome-c synthase activity
Source: RefSeq, a predicted model, not a curated record